AAUAAGCUCUGGCUUCACUGUCUGUAGAAGUUCCUUCUUGUGAACACUGUCAUCUAAUUUCUUUCAGAUUUCCAGAGGCUCCAGAAAGAUGUCUUACCAACAGCAGCAGUGCAAGCAGCCCUGCCAACCACCUCCUGUGGUGUGCCCACCUAAGUGCCCUGAACCAUGUCCACCUCCAAAGUGCCCAGAGCCAUGUCCACCUCCAAAGUGCCCAGAGCCAUGUCCACCCCCAAAAUGCCCACCUCAGCCAUGUCAGCAGAAAUGCCCUCCUACGCAGAUAUACCAACCCUGCCAGCAGAAGUGUCCUCCUAAGAGCAAGUAACAGCUUCAGGAUUCAUCAGGAACA
Messenger RNA from Loxodonta africana (African savanna elephant), 346 nucleotides. RefSeq names its product small proline-rich protein 2G-like. The coding region runs from base 89 to 322 and encodes 77 amino acids. The transcript has a single exon. Gene Ontology annotation, cellular component: cornified envelope. Lineage: Eukaryota; Metazoa; Chordata; Mammalia; Proboscidea; Elephantidae. The record is from RefSeq and is a predicted model, not a curated record.